This is a messenger RNA of Panthera uncia (snow leopard), 1583 nucleotides long. RefSeq names its product cysteine rich with EGF like domains 2 (gene CRELD2). Gene Ontology annotation, molecular function: calcium ion binding. The record is from RefSeq and is a predicted model, not a curated record. The transcript is spliced from 11 exons. NCBI's taxonomy places the organism in Eukaryota, Metazoa, Chordata, Mammalia, Carnivora, Felidae. The coding region runs from base 142 to 1341 and encodes 399 amino acids.
ACCAUCAAGUAGCCCCGGGAACUGCCGGCACCGCGGAGCGGUGGGCGGCCGCAGAGGCCGAGCGCUGCGCCGGUUCCCGCCGGACCUCGGCCAGUGCCCGCGCGGCCGCGUCCUGCGCAACGCUGCCCGCCUCGGCCCGCCAUGCGCCCCCCUACCCCGGCCGCGCUGGGGCUGCUGCUGCUGCUGCUGCUGCUGCUGCUGCCGCCGCCGCCUGGUGAGACCGCCAAGAAGGCGACGCCCUGCAAGCGCUGCCGGGAGCUGGUGGACAAGUUCAACCAGGGAAUGGUGGACACCGCAAAGAAGAACUUUGGCGGCGGGAACACGGCUUGGGAGGAAAAGGCGCUAUCCAAGUAUGAAUUCAGCGAGGUCCGGCUGCUGGAGAUCAUGGAGAGCCUGUGUGGCAGCAGCGACUUCGACUGUCACAGCAUGCUAGAGGAGCAUGAGGAACGCCUGGAGGCCUGGUGGCUGAGGCUGAAGAAGGAGUAUCCUGACUUAUUUGAAUGGUUUUGUGUGAAAACCCUGGAAGUUUGCUGUUCGCCAGGAACGUACGGGCCGGACUGCCUUGCGUGCCAGGGCGGGUCCCAGAGGCCCUGCAGCGGGAACGGGCACUGCAGCGGGGACGGCAGCAGGCAGGGGGACGGGUCCUGCCAGUGCCACCCUGGGUACCAGGGGGCCACGUGCACCGACUGCGUGGACGGCUACUUCAGCUCGCUGAGGAAUGAGACGCACAGCAUCUGCACAGCCUGUGACGAGUCGUGUAAGAUGUGCACGGGCCCCACCAACAGAGACUGCGGCCAGUGCCAAGAGGGCUGGGCGCGGGAGGACGGCGCCUGCGUGGCCCUCGUCCCCUUCCUCCCACUUCUCUCCUCCCUCCCUCCCUCUCCUUUCUCCAGGACCUGCUGGUGUGCGGCCACUGGCAGGGAAACUGAGGCACAGACCCCCCUUGGGCCUGGAGAGCCACACACAGACGUGGACGAGUGCGCGGCCGAGACGCCUCCGUGCGGCGACCAGCAGUACUGCGAGAACGUCAACGGCUCGUUCGUGUGCGAAGAAUGUGAUUCCACCUGUGUGGGCUGCACGGGGAAGGGUCCAGAACAGUGUAAAGAGUGCGUCCCGGGCUACACCAAGGAGAGCGGCCAGUGUGCAGACGUAGACGAGUGCUCGCUGGCGGAAAAAGUGUGCACGAGAGAAAGCGAGAACUGUUACAACACCCCUGGGAGCUACGUGUGCGUGUGCCCCGAGGGCUUCGAGGAGACAGAAACAGCCUGUGUGCGGACGCAGACCGCCGCGGACGAAGUCCCAGAAGACCCAACGCAGCCGCCCGCACGGGAAGAUCUGUGAUGUGGGUCCGGAGCCGGAAGCCGGACCUGCCCUUUAAGUUAUUGAGACUGACGCCCGGGAAAGGCGGCCCCCACACCCGCGCUCCUCCACGGACGGUCCAGGGCGAGCUGCUCCCCCUCAAACACUUGUGCCCAUCUGGCAUCUGGAAAAACCACAGUUCCUGCUUGUUCUUGAGCAGAUUUGUAUAUUUUGCUACCGUUCUUUAUAAUAAAAUUGACCAUUGGAGGUAGUCAGGCACAGAA